CCCAGGAUGCAGCGCGCGGGCGGGAGGUUUGGAGCGGAGGGACCCCGCGCCCGCGUAGGGAGUCGGGAAAGUGGCGGCUCUGGGACGCAGGGCCUCGCGCAGUGAGGUUUAAAAGCAUCAACUGGAAUCCAUUUGCAUUCGAAAAUUGGACCAACACAAAGACUUGAUAUUGUGGAAUGUCUAGCAAACAAGCCGUGUCAUCUAAGGAACAAGAAAUGCUUUUGUGUUAUAAUGGGGAAGUCCUUAUUUUUCAGCUGUCUGAGGGACAUUUUGCAGGUAAAGGGCCUGCAAAAACACCUGUAUUACAUGUCAGGAGAAUGGUGUUUGACAGAAGAACAAGAGCAUUUGUUCAGAAGUCCACUGGAUCCUUUAUGUUAAAGGAAGAAAACUCUGAUUUAAAAAUUAUGUGUUGCAACUGUGUGUCCGAUUUCAGAACUGGAAUUAAUCUCCCUUAUAUCAUGAUACAAUGCAAUAAAAACAAUAACAUCUUCACAUAUUUUCUUCUAUUUCUUCACAGUACCAAUAAAUUUGAAAAGCGUUUAAGCUUUAGACUAAGCCAUGAGUUGAAGGAUGGUGUAAGGGUCCUUAAUGGUCCAUUAGUUUUAUGGAGACAUGUCAAAACGUUCUACUCUAUCUCUUCCCAAACAGGCAAAGUUAUUACUGUGUCUCUUAAUUUUUCCUCUGUUGAGUGGGCAGGGGAGAUUGAAAAUCUAGGUAUGGUUUUAUUAGGACCGAAGACAUGUUUUUUAUCUGAAGAAGGAUCCACUCAAAAGCUUUCAAAAUCAGAUUAUGCAAUUUGGAAUACCAAAUUUUGUGUAUACUCCCUUGAAAAUGAAGAAGUAGUAAGUGAUGCAUACAUUAUCCCUCCUGCUUAUACAAGUGUAAUAACUUAUGUGCAUGUCUGUGCAACUGAGAUUGUCAACAAUCAGUUAAGAAUGUCUCUGAUUGCCCUUACUCGAAAGAAUCAGCUGAUUUUAUUUCAAAAUGGGACUCCUAAAAGCGUGUGCCAGCUUCCAUUUGGAGAUCCUUGUGCAGUUCAACUUAUGGAUUCAGGCAGAGGAGACUUUUUCAUCGUAUCCUUUAGGUCUGGUGAUGCUUGUGCCGUUUGGAAAAAGAACUUUCAGGUUGCUGCUAAGUGGGAAAAAAUUAGAUCAGUACUGAUAGAUGACUUUAUAGGAACUGGAAGUGAACAAGUACUGCUACUUUUUCAAGAGUCCUUGAAUUCAGAUUGCCUGAGUUCAUUUACAAUAACAGAUCUUGGCUACGUGAACUAUUCAAACAAAACAUUGGAUUGCAAUGAAGAUGAGUCAUUUGAAGACAAAGAACGGAAUCGUUAUAUGAUGGUUCCACCUCUGGAAAGAGGAUUGAAAGUUGGUUUCACUUGUAUUCAGGAAUUGCAGCAGCAUCUCUUGCUUAAGGAAAAAAUUAUUUCAAAAUCUUACAAAAGUUUAAUAAACCUGGUUCAAGGGAAAGAUGAUAGUACAUCAAGUGCAGAGAAGGCACAUCUUUUUACUCUUUGUGGUCAAGAAGAAAAUCCUGUCUGUACCUUUGAUGAAAAGAUACCAGACAAUUUUCAAGAUUCAGAACAGCUAGUAGAGAAGAUAUGGUAUCGUGUAAUAGAUGACAGCUUAGUUGUUGGAGUGAAUACCCCAUCUUUGAAGCUGUCCCUGAAUCAUGUGGCUUUAUCACUGUUAUUGGAUCAAGCUCAUAGCUUCAGCUGUCGGCUUAUUAAGUGUCAAAAUAGGGUGAUCAAGUUGAGUAGGGAUUUUUUCCCAGCACCAUGCUCACUGCCAUGUGAAACAGGAUCACAUGCAAAAAGGAUCAAGUUGACUGUUGACAGUGAGGAGGAAGAGGGAGAGGAAGAGGAAAAGGAAGAGGAAAGCUUUGUUUGUGAACAGUCACCUGAGAAAGAGUGUGUACAGGUCGUUACUGCUGUAACAUCUCUUUCACCACUUUUAGUGUUCGGUAGCUUUUGUUGUACUGUGCUGCUACAAAUUAGGGAGAGGGAAAACGGUAACUCUUCUGAAGCUCGUUAUAUUCAGUGUGGCAGACUUUUUUUAAGCCUAGAAGACCUUUCAAGUAGGCAAUACCUGCUGAUAUUUCCAAAGAAGAAACCUAUAGAACACAUGGAAGAUCUGUUUGCACUUCUCACAGCGUUUAAAAAAACUUGUUUUCAAAUCACAUCAUCCAACUAUUCUCUGACUUCAAUGAAGACGUGGCUCCAGGAAUACAUGAAAUGUGAAGAUAUCAAAGAAUUUCCAGAAAUUUGCUUUUGCAAGAUGCCAGGGAGUUUCUAUGGGACACUCUUCCAGUGGAAACAAAAAACACCAUUUGAAGGGAUUUUAAUCAUCUAUUCCAGGAAUCAAACAGUUUUGUUCCAGUGCCUUCAUAAUCUCAUCAGAGCUCUCCCUAUAAACUGUUUCUUCAAAAAUCUAAAAUUUGGAAGUGUCGAUUUCCUAAUUAAUCACUUGGCGUUAACUUUGGAGAAGGAAUUGGUUACCCAUCGUUCUCUUUCUUCUGCCUUAGUUAAGGUUGAAAACAACUUGGUGCAAAGUUGUGAAGCAAGCAAAGAAAAGAGUAGUGGUGUGGCGGCUUUAUCAGACAGAGAGGAAAACGUCCAUCCCUACAGAAAAGAACUACAGAGAGAAAAGAAGCGAACGUUGGGGACAGACCUAAAAGUGAGUGGUGCCCUUUAUAGAGAAAUGACUUUGAAGUUAGCUGAGGUUCAGCUGAGAUCAGACCUUGCUGCACAGAAACUGGCUGGUUUAUAAUUAUAGUCUUAAUAUGAUUAUAUUUUAAAAUAUGUUUUCUCUACCAGGACAUUUUGGUUCCAAAUUUGUUUUCAUUUUACAUUAUAUGCCUCCUCUGCAAAAAUAAAGAUUGAGGCCUGUAGAAUUGUAGGUACUGAUGCAAGAAAUAGCAUGCCUCAGUGCAGCAGUUCUCAACUGGGGCCAUUUUGCUUUCUUCUUUCCACUCCCCCUACCCAGGGGCAUUUGGCGGGAUCUGGAGACAUUUGUUUUGGGUCGUGAGAAGUAAUUGGGGGUGGGGAGGGUGAGGUUGGGGUGCUAUUCGCAUCUAGUAGUUGGAGACCAGGGAUGCUGCUAAAUAUUCUACUGGGCCCUGGGCAGCUCCCACAGCAAAGAAGGAUCCUACCCAAAAUGCCAGUAAUGCCAAGGUUGAGAAGUCCUGCCUUAGAGUUACCACUUGAGUGAAGGCAGAAGUGAUCUAACAAUACUUUGGUCUAAAUCUUCAAACAACUUAAAUAGUCCUUUUAUUGUGUCCUGUUUAGUAAAAACCUAGCAUAUAAAAAUUAGCUUCAAACAGAUAAACAAGGUUAGAAGGAUUCACAAGUUUCUGUAAACACCAAGCUCCUGUGGAAAUUGAAAUUGCAGAGUGGGUGAGACCGUUAAAAUGAAAAUCUUUGAACCCCUUGGUAACUUAAAUUUUGUUAGAGAGCUUCUCUGAAAUUGUGUAAGUCUAUAGGAAUAUGAAAGUUUUAGGGCAUUUCUCUGAAAAGCUUAUUUCUUUCAAAAAGCUAAGCAUACCACAUGGGCCGCUAUUUGAAAAAAAAUGAAAAUGCCUUUAAGCCAUUUGUAAUUUCAACUCUGGGCAAAGCUAAAAUAUAGAAUUCUAACUAAAAUAACUUAAAGAAUCUGAUGCUCCUUAGAGACUGAGAAAUUUAAAAAUAAGUGGAAAUUCACUUAACAGUUAAAAAGUGAUUGUUAAGAGGUCCAGUGAAAUAUUUCAAAGGGGUAAAAAUGUAACCUAUUCUUUUUUUUGAAAAAUAAGAAUGCUGGAGUGAUAAGAGGAUAUCAGUAGAGGGGAAGACACAAAAGGAUAGGUCCAAGAGGAAUGUUUCUGAUUAUUUUUGCUCUAAAAUCCUUAAGUGAGGUGGAAGUUUUGAUCUGAGUUGAAGAAACAGAUAAUUAUAGAAAGUGGCAUUUCAUGCUCACAGCUCUGAAGUGCUGAUUCCCGCCAUGCCUUCAAAAUGCUCAUACUUAAUGAUCUGGUGUUGCAGAUGGGGUUUAGGAAAUAUAGGUUAUUAUUUUCCUGUCUUGCUUUUUAUGAUUGUCUUUAUAAUAUGCUACCUCUUGUUUUAGUAGUCCAUUAUAGAUGGAGAUAGAACCUUAUAGCUCUAGUUCUUUGAAACGUCAAUAGAAAAGAUUUCAGACUUUCUGGAAAUGGUAUAAUUUCAGGAUUAAUUAUGGAGAUCUGGAAGCAGUAUGUGUCAGUAGGUACACUGAAACCACCUGUGACAUAUUCUGAAACAACAACCAUGUAUAAAAUAUAGGAACUAAAUUGAAAAAUGGAGGUUGUCAAAAAGUACACAAAACUUAAUUGUAAUAGCUUAUCUGUAGGAAAGUUAGGAUAACACGAAAAAGUAUGUUGCUGAUUUUUUAUCUAUAAAAGCAACCAAAAAGUAGUCAUCUAUAUACAGGAAAUAACCUCUUUGCAAGUGAGUUUUGUACUCCGGUAUAUUUUUCCUGUUUACUACCAACAAGAACAGCCAAAGUUUGAGGGAAUGUUGCCCUUGCCACUCUCUCGUGAUUCAGUAGUGUUUGCAUGUACCCGUAGGCGCAUUCCUCUGACCACUGUCCUCAUCGUGAUUCUGAGUUUCCCCUCAAAAACAUGCUUCUCCCAAAUCCACGCUGAAGUGAAAAUGAGUUGUUUUAGAACAAGAGCACAUCACAGUUUUCAGACACAAAACUUUCUGUUGUCCCCCUGAUCUCUUAACUAAGGAAUGCAUGCAAGCCAGCUUAGGUAUGACGUUAUUCUGUUCGGUGAGUAGGUCGAGGGUGGGGGAAGAAAUGUAACAUUUAUUAAUUUCAACUAUAUGCCAGACAGUAGUAAGCUUGAGACACACAUACACGCACAUGUCCAUACCCAUACAUACGUAUGGCUCCACCCGUACAGCAGCCCAUAAAGUGUAAUUACUAGUAUUGUCUCCAGUAUGAACAAAAUGUUAGACCAAAUUAAGGGGGUUCACGCAAGCAAGUUAAUGCUAUAUACCCUUGUUAUAAAGAUUUUCAAAAUGAGCAGAUCCUUUUAGAAUUCUAAAACUAUAUAAGUGAAUCUUUUAUUGUCCUGAUAACAUCUCUUUAUACUAUAUAUACUCAGUUUUCACAGAUUUAAAAGAGAUCUAAUGAACUUACUUCUCUUCCUGCUCUUUCUGAUAAAGGCAGAGUCAGCUGUCCAGAUUAGGAACCUAUGUGAUGCUUUCUCUCUUGCCUAAACCUUGGACAGUUCCAAAUAUUGAGAGGUAUCCUUUCUCUUCCUUAUAUUCAAACUUGCGGAACAUUAUUUUCCAUUCUAAGAAUUUGAGAGUGAAAACUAUUCCUUAGGUAACCCCAUCUGGACAAAGUUAGGCUUCUGCUUCCAGAGCCAGUAUGGUGUAACAGAAAGAAUGCUGAUCCAGAAACUGUAUUUAAUUGAAUCCUUUGGUUCGUUCUGUUUUCCCUUUUUGAGUUGCCUGGAUCUGUUACUUGAGUUGCUUUCUGCCUCAGCAAAAUAACCCUCUCCUAUAAAAUCCUGCCAUGUUGAAUAUCUUCACUGUGCCAUUGGUCCGGCCCCUUUCUGGGAUCUUCUUUCAAUAAUCCUGUCUUGCCUUUUUAUUGAGUAGGGUAACAGGCAUUAUCAGACAGUGAGUGGUCAUAAGGGCAGAAAGUCAGAAACCUACUCUGCCCUCACUGGCCCCAUUUUUUGUGCAUAAUCGAAACCAAUGUAAUGGUCCUGAGUUCAGCUAGGCAAAUUAUUUAGCAU
Molecule: messenger RNA, 5760 nt
Organism: Mustela erminea (ermine)
Lineage: Eukaryota; Metazoa; Chordata; Mammalia; Carnivora; Mustelidae
Gene: FANCB
Product: FA complementation group B
Exons: 9
Coding region: 177-2771 (864 amino acids)
Biological process (GO): replication-born double-strand break repair via sister chromatid exchange; interstrand cross-link repair; negative regulation of double-strand break repair via homologous recombination
Cellular component (GO): Fanconi anaemia nuclear complex
Source: RefSeq, a predicted model, not a curated record